Molecule: messenger RNA, 6582 nt
Organism: Lates calcarifer (barramundi perch)
Lineage: Eukaryota; Metazoa; Chordata; Actinopteri; Centropomidae
Gene: ank1a
Product: ankyrin 1, erythrocytic a
Exons: 45
Coding region: 336-6449 (2037 amino acids)
Biological process (GO): signal transduction
Molecular function (GO): protein binding
Source: RefSeq, a predicted model, not a curated record
GAGAGAGUGAGGGAGAGAGGGGGAGAGAGAGCUGCGCUGCAGUAGCAUCCCACAGCAGACGGCUGAGGACUGCCGGUGUGUAUGUGACUGCACUGCUGAAGAGGAGGAGGAGGAGUAGGAGGCAGAGGGUGAGCACGCUCGCAGACUCUGCAGGGCCAUAGAGGAACACAGCAGCAGCAGCAGCAGCACCGGCGGCGGCGGCAGCAGCAGCAGCAGCAGCAGUAGUGGUGCUAGUGUUGGCCCGAACCAGGUACCAAGACCCCCCCUCCUCUGCCAGUCCACCGGUGUAAGAUCCUGGACACGCCAACGCCGCCUAGACCCCCACCACAGACGCCAUGGCACAAGCGGCCAAACAUCUCCGCAAGAACAAGGAUUUAGAAGCCCAGGCAGAGCAGGAGCGCAAAGAGAAGGAGGAGGAGAGGGUCAAAAAGAGGAGUCGUUCACGGGAUAAAAAGCGCAAGGCCCACGCCGUGCAUCGCUGGCUAAUCGAUCAGGACAGUAGUGUGAGCUCUGAGAUGCCGGAUGGCCAAGGAGUAUGGCACUAUGAUGAUGAAGCAGAUGCUGGUAACAGUUUUCUCCGAGCGGCCCGUUCUGGCAACUUGGACAAAGCCCUGGAACAUAUCAAAAAUGGCAUCGAUAUAAAUACGGCUAAUCAGAAUGGGCUCAAUGGGCUGCAUCUGGCCUCGAAAGAAGGCCACGUCAAAAUGGUGCUGGAGCUACUCCACAAUGGAAUUGUACUGGAGACCACCACAAAGAAAGGGAACACGGCCCUGCACAUUGCAGCCCUGGCGGGGCAGGAGCAGGUGGUCACAGAGCUGGUUAACUACGGGGCCAAUGUCAAUGCUCAGUCCCAGAAGGGUUUCACUCCACUCUACAUGGCUGCGCAAGAAAACCAUCUAGAGGUUGUGAAGUUUCUUCUGGAGAACGGAGCCAAUCAGAGCAUUCCAACUGAGGAUGGAUUCACUCCUCUUGCCGUGGCUCUUCAGCAGGGACAUGAAAAUGUCGUAGCCCUGCUCAUCAACUACGGCACCAAGGGAAAGGUCCGCCUCCCUGCGCUGCACAUUGCAGCACGCAACGACGAUACACGCACGGCUGCAGUGCUUCUGCAGAACGACCCCAAUCCUGAUGUACUCAGCAAGACUGGAUUCACACCCCUCCACAUUGCUGCACACUAUGAAAACUUGAACGUCGCUCAACUGCUGCUCAACAGAGGAGCCAAUGUCAACUUCACCCCAAAGAACGGCAUCACUCCUCUGCACAUCGCAUCCAGACGGGGGAACGUGAUCAUGGUCCGACUCCUGCUGGACAGAGGGGCGCAGAUAGAUGCCAAGACCAAGGAUGAGCUGACUCCUCUGCACUGUGCAGCCAGAAAUGGUCAUGUCAGGAUUAUAGAGAUCCUGCUGGACCAUGGAGCCCCCAUCCAGGCAAAGACCAAGAAUGGCCUGUCUCCAAUCCACAUGGCAGCACAGGGCGACCACAUGGACUGCGUCAAGCAGCUUCUGCAGUACAACGCAGAGAUCGAUGACAUCACACUGGACCACCUCACCCCUCUGCAUGUGGCGGCACAUUGCGGCCACCACCGCAUGGCCAAAGUGCUGCUGGACAAAGGGGCCAAACCCAACUCUCGGGCACUGAAUGGCUUCACUCCUUUGCAUAUUGCUUGUAAAAAGAACCACAUGCGUGUGAUGGAUCUCCUGCUCAAACACUCUGCCUCAUUAGAGGCUGUGACUGAGUCUGGCCUGACCCCCUUACAUGUGGCAUCAUUUAUGGGUCAUCUGAACAUUGUGAAGAUCCUGCUGCAGAAAGGAGCUUCCCCCAGCGCUUCCAAUGUGAAAGUAGAGACUCCUCUCCAUAUGGCAUCUCGGGCGGGACACUACGAGGUGGCAGAGUUUUUACUGCAGAAUGCAGCAUCGGUGGACGCCAAGGCCAAGGAUGACCAAACACCUCUCCAUUGUGCUGCCCGGAUGGGCCACAAGGAUAUUGUGAAGCUGCUGCUGGAGCACAAAGCAAACCCCAACUCCACUACCACAGCAGGACACACACCCCUACACAUCGCUGCCCGGGAAGGUCAUGUGCAAACUAUUCGCAUCCUACUGGACAUGGAGGCUCAGCAGACCAAGAUGACCAAGAAAGGCUUCACUCCACUGCAUGUGGCCUCCAAGUACGGCAAGGUGGAUGUAGCAGAGCUGCUGCUGGAGAGAGGAGCCAAUCCUAACGCUGCAGGGAAGAAUGGUCUGACUCCACUGCAUGUUGCUGUACAUCACAACAAUCUGGAUGUUGUUAACCUGCUCGUCAGCAAGGGAGGGUCACCGCACAGUGCAGCCAGAAAUGGCUACACUGCUCUCCACAUAGCAUCCAAGCAGAACCAGGUGGAGGUGGCUAACAGCCUGCUGCAGUACGGAGCUUCAGCCAAUGCUGAGUCAUUGCAGGGAGUCACACCUCUCCACCUGGCCUCACAGGAAGGAAGGCCCGACAUGGUGUCUCUGCUCAUCUCCAAACAGGCCAACGUCAACCUCGGCAACAAGAGUGGAUUAACCCCACUCCACCUGGUGGCACAGGAAGGACAUGUUGGCAUCGCUGACAUCUUGGUGAAGCAGGGAGCCUCAGUCUAUGCUGCCACACGGAUGGGUUACACCCCUCUCCAUGUAGCGUGUCACUAUGGCAACAUCAAGAUGGUGAAGUUCCUGCUGCAGCAACAGGCCAAUGUCAACAGCAAAACAAGGCUUGGGUACACUCCUCUGCACCAGGCAGCCCAGCAGGGACACACGGACAUUGUGACACUGUUGCUGAAGCAUGGAGCCCAACCCAACGAGACCACGACAAAUGGGACUUCAGCUCUGGCCAUUGCUAAGAGGUUGGGCUACAUUUCUGUGAUUGACGUCCUGAAGCUCGUCACUGAGGAGACAGUUUCCAUGACAACCACAGAGAAACAUCGCAUGAGUUUCCCUGAGACAGUAGAUGAGAUACUGGAUGUGUCUGAGGAUGAAGGGAUUGCACAGCUAACAUUAGGAGAGGAGCUCUUGGGGACAGAAGGGGCCAGGUACAUGAAGAUGGAUGACAUGAAAGACCAUGAUGACGAUUUCCUCUCCCCCAAGAAAUCACUGGAGUACGAGAGAGGGCUGGGCACAGCAAAUUAUUCACCAGCCAUCCCCAGGAUCCCUCGUGUCUCUCCAGAGACUGUUAUCCUGAAAGAACACGAGAUAGAUCAGCAACACACUCCACUUCCACUGCCCAAAGAAUAUGAUGAGGACUCACUGAUACCCAGCAGCCCAGCGACUGAGACGUCAGACAAUGUCAGCCCAGUUGCCAGUCCCAUACACACAGGGUUCCUGGUCAGUUUUAUGGUGGAUGCCCGGGGCGGCUCAAUGCGAGGCAGCAGGCAUAAUGGUCUGCGUGUGAUCAUACCUCCGCGGACCUGUGCGGCCCCCACCCGCAUCACCUGCCGCCUGGUGAAGCCGCAGAAGCUGACCAGCCCCCCUCCACUGGUGGAGGGAGAGGGGCUGGCCAGCAGGAUCAUCUCCCUGGGCCCAGCUGGAAUGCAGUUCCUGGGACCAGUGAUAGUGGAGAUCCCCCACUUUGCUGCUCUGGGACGUGGUGACCGGGAGCUUGUGGUGCUGAGGAGUGAGAACGGCUCCGUCUGGAAAGAGCAUCGUAAUCGCUACGGUGAUGAGGUGCUAGAAACAAUCCUCAAUGGGAUGGAUGAGGACUUAGAAAGUCAAGAGGAGCUCGGGAAGAAGCGAAUUCGCCGCAUCAUCUCUACCGACUUCCCCCUUUACUUUGCUGUUGUGUCACGUGUCCAGCAAGAGAGUGACCUGAUUGGUCCGGAGGGAGGUUCACUGACAAGUAAACUGGUGCCAAUGGUCCAGGCUACAUUUCCAGAGACGGCGGUCACCAAACGAGUCCGCCUGGGGCUGCAGGCUCAGCCAGUUCCAGAUGAGCUGGUUGCAAAGCUGCUGGGUAACCAGGCAAACUUUAGCCCCGUUGUCACUGUGGAGCCUCGGCGGCGCAAAUUUCACCGACCCAUCGGCCUGCGCAUACCCCUGCCCCCGUCCUGGAGGGAGAGCCCCCGAGACUCUGGGGAGGGCGACACCACCAGUCUGCGUCUGCUUUGCUCUGUCAUAGGCGGAACAGCCCCAGCCCAGUGGGAGGACAUCACUGGUACGACCAAGCUUAUCUAUGCUAAUGACUGUGCCAGUUUCACAACCAAUGUGUCAGCACGAUUCUGGCUCGCAGACUGCCCUCGGACAGCCGAGGCCGUCACCUUUGCCAACCUGCUGUACAGAGAGCUGUCAGCUGUGCCCUACAUGGCCAAGUUUGUGGUGUUUGCGAAGAUGAAUGAGCUCCGUGAGGGCCGCCUGCGCUGCUACUGCAUGACCGACGAUAAAAUGGAUAAAACCCUGGAACAACAUGAGAACUUCACAGAGGUGGCUCGUAGCAGAGAUAUAGAGGUGAUGGAGGGAAUGCCACUUCACCUGGAGUGUUCAGGAAAUCUCGUACCAGUGAGGAAGGCCACCCAGCAGCCUCGCUGCUUCAGCUUCCAGGCCUUCAGAGAUAACCGGCUUCCUGUGUCUGUGAAGGUGAGAGACAGCAGUAAAGAGCCCACUGGAUUUUUGUCCUUCCUGCGCAAGUCCACCAAGUACGAGGACAGCCAGCACGUUCUCUGUAAUCUUAACAUUACCAUGCCUCCAUGUAUCAAGAUUGUUGGGAGUGAGGACCGGAGGAGAACUCUGACCCCGCUGGCUUUGAGAGAACGAUACAGCGCCCUAAAUGAACCUGCAAUGGCAUCUAUGAGUGCCAUGGAGAGGACAGAGCUGAAAAUGGCUGUGAUUGCAGAACAGUUGGGACUGAGCUGGGCUGAGUUGGCACGUGAGCUUCAGCUCAGCGUGGAUGACAUCAAUAAGAUCCGUGUGGAGAAUCCGAACUCUCUGCUGGAGCAGAGCUCUGCGCUGCUCAACCUGUGGGCCACCCGUGAGGGCAAGAGGGCCAAGAUGGAGAGCUUGUACACGGCCCUGAAGAGUAUUGACCGUAUGGACAUCGUAAGCAUGCUGGAGGGCCAGCCGCCUCAGCCCACGAGACAAGGCACCCGUGAUCUCAGCAGACGCCGACACAAUGAGAGAGACCACCUCUCCCCUGGUAUGACCAAUGGUUAUGGGCUCGCGCAGGAAGAGCUUCUCUCACCGGCCUCCAUGCAGUACAGCCUGCCCUCCCCGCUGGGCGCUGAGCCAUACUGGCAGGAAGUCUCCAGUCUGGACUGUGCGCCCAUUGCCACCACAGAAGAAGACACCCUCAUGGAGAUGUCUGAUGUGCAGGUGUGGCCCUCGGGCAACAGCCCCUCCCUGGUGCCUGUGGAGGACUCCUCGCUGGAGUGCAGCAAUGCUGAUGAUUCAGAGGGUCUGCUGGGGCUGCCUUAUGGAAGCCUGGGUCGGCCGGCCAGUCAGGCCAGUGCAGCCAGUGGAGGGGGUGGGGUGCUGAGUGGCUCCAUUGAGCUUCCCGAAGACGAUUCAGAGAUGGGCGUUGACUCGCUCAGCACUGCCACGCCAGCCUCGCUUGGCGGCACCAUCGCCGGGAUGAAUCUUAACGGGCUGAACAAUGGUCAGGGGUCAGAGGCAAGUUCGGAGGUAUCGGCAGUCACCAGUACAACUGGUGGUGAUGGAGCUGGAGGAGGAGGAGGAGGAGGAGGAGGAGGAGGGACAGGCUCAGAGGAAGGGCUUUCUCUUGUUACAGGACAGCAAAGGGUGUAUGCUCGGCUGAGUGAGUCACCUGGUCUGAGCUGUGUUGCAGAUCGAAAUGGAGACAGGUCAGGUAAUGGUGGAAACGGAAGUGGUGGAGGCUCUUUCCUUUCCUACCUGCAGGAACAGACAGGCCCGGGGUGGAUCCCUGUCACUGACCCUACUCAGGCCUGGGUAGGCAAUCAGCCUAAGCCCAGGCAGGCCAUGGACACCAUGAUGUCAUCGGUACGUAACGCUGUGGACGGAGACCAGUCCCGUAUGUCCCAGGAGGCCUUGCUUCAGCCCGUGAGGGACAUGGGGCACUCAGAGAUCUUGCGGGGGCACUUCAGAGGUACCCAGCCAUUUGAGAAGGGUUUGGGCUUCCCACACAGGGUACCAGAGCUGAGGGCCUGGGACGACGUGCGCCUGAAGGGCCAGGGUGAUGAGGUUGAAGAUCUUCCUGGGGAGCAAGUAAGCGAGGAACAGUUCACAGAUGAACAUGGAAACAUUGUCACAAAAAAGAUUGUGCGUAAGGUUGUGCGCAGAGGGAAGGGUUCAGGUGAGGAAGGGGUUCAGGAGGUGAGCGUGGAGGGUUCUCUGCAGGACGAGCUGGAGGUUGACGCGGAGCAGUUCAUGAGCUACGCCAUCCUCGGCCGGGACAGCAGCAAGCCCGAUACUGUGGAUGUGAAGAAAGGUGCUCAGAUAGUGAAAUGUGCCAGUCUGCGGAGAGUUAAGCAGUGAGGCAGACUGAGCGCUGCGUCCCCGCAGAGUUCUCCGCAGGAUUCAACCCCUUCACCAAAACCAUCCUACAUGGACACAUGACCAGCAGCAGCUGACAGGAGGAAGAACACAUAAAAAGGCAGACAGACAAAAA